Suillus subaureus is the source of this 1750-nucleotide messenger RNA. RefSeq names its product ribonuclease III domain-containing protein. Gene Ontology annotation, molecular function: double-stranded RNA binding; ribonuclease III activity. Gene Ontology annotation, cellular component: nucleus. The record is from RefSeq and is a predicted model, not a curated record. Gene Ontology annotation, biological process: primary miRNA processing; rRNA processing; regulation of gene expression. The coding region runs from base 224 to 1318 and encodes 364 amino acids. The transcript has 5 exons. Lineage: Eukaryota; Fungi; Basidiomycota; Agaricomycetes; Boletales; Suillaceae.
GCUAAAGACGCGAAAGUUUCACCUACAGCUGCCACCCAAACAUUUACGAUUGUAUUCAAAACAAAAUACUGUAACACUGCUCCUGAGACGCAUAUCUAGCUAGCGUCAACAGUGAAUAAAAUUUUAUAAAAGGCUUGAGCGGAAACAAGUCUAACAGGGUCAGGCCAUCAGAAGACGACGGCUAGAGUGUCGAACACGACUUAUUCUGCAUUAAUUUCUGCCAAUGGGUCAUGUCUCAAAACGCCUUUAUUCCUCUGCUUCAAAGCUAGCUGUUUCCACUUCACAACUGAAGCAGUUUCCGCCAAAAGAGGCCAUCCUUAGACCAGACUCUGGCAAACCGAAUUUCUUUGACCCGGAGUCAUGGGCAACUCUCCAACCCCCACCUACGUCCGCUCUCACCGCAUUCGCCCACAGAAUAGGUCUUGCAAACGUGCUGUCAUCGGCGGAUGUAGUUCGACGCGCUUGCACACACAAGUCGUUCGUCAAUCUUCAUGCUAAAUAUUACCCUUCGAGCCCUGCGCCCCCAACAAAUGCAAAUCUUGCGAUGCUAGGAAACGCGUUGAUGGGACUAUUUGCCUCUGAACAUCUUCAUGCUGCAUACCCGCAUUUGCCGACUCGCGUUUUAAAGGCUGCAGUCAGCGCUCAUGUUGGUCCGUUGACAUGCGCGAGUGUCGCUCAGGAAAUGGGUGCAGUACCCCUACUACGGUGGCAUAGACAGCCUACGACACCAAUGUCUCCAGCGCUGCUGCACUCAGAUGCAUUGGCAUCAAUACCGAGGGCAAUAACUGCCCUCGUUUACCAAGAAAUGUCACUCCAAUCUGCACGGAAAUUUGUCCAGUCGUUUUUCCUAAGUAGGCAGGUUGACCUGCGGAGCAUGAUCAAAUUCCGUGAUCCAAAACGAGCCCUUAUAGAAACUGUGGAAAAAUUCGGUCAUGAACGUCCAAAAUCUAGAUUACUCAAGGAGACUGGUCGUUAUUCGAAUUCGCCCGUAUUCGUAGUGGGUAUUUUUUCUGGACAGGACAAGCUUGGCGAGGGUUUCGGUAGUUCGUUGAAGAUGGCAGAAUACCGGGCGGCUGAAGACUCGCUACACCGGCUAUACCUUACUCGGACGCCAGACCACCUUCUCCAAGUCCCCUCAUCGACAUUCCCUUCCAAGCAGGGCAAUAUCUACAAGACUGGAUUGGAGGCACCAUACACCCCCGGAGUGCUCGGUGAGGCUGAAAUUCUGUAUGCGAGCUCAGGGCGCAGCAAUAUCGUUGCCCCCAAGCGACCGACACUAGAGGAGAUAGAGGCGAAACGGGAGGGUCUGGAUGUAUAGUACACAAUCUUGCUUAAUCUGCACAGUUUACUCGUGAGGUCUUAAGAGCGAUCCGAAGACCCCAUAUAAGAAGGAACGAUUGUAUUCCUUCUAUAGGACUGGCCAGCAAAGACCAACAGGUCAACACUCAUCCUGCAUAUCCCAGUGCACUUGACCUACACGGCCUAUUUGACUGUGUCAAAAUUCUACUUGCAUCGUUCAAGAUGCUUCCAUGUUAAGGAAUGCGGCAGCCCUUGCUCAGAAGCAGCAGGGCGCCCCCUCAUCCGGACAGAUCGUGAGAUCCACGUCUAUGUCCAUGCUUAGGGACUCCGCGAGAGCACACGUCCCAUUGAGUCAGAGUGUCAUCCCUCUGUUCUCUCCACACAUUUAUGCAGUUAUGUGAUAAUACCUGUUUUUCUAGAUGUAUUCCCCUCGCCAUAGAAUGCGCUGUCC